GAAUGCGAUUGUCUUUACUUUCAAAUGGAGUUAUGUAUCGAUAAUCUCAACAAUGUUUUGGAAACUAAGAAAUUAUUGUUUAAUGAAUUGAUGACUAUUUCUGAGUUUUAUAUAUCGUAUCAAAUGUUUCGUAAACUCACAGAAUGUGUGCAAUAUUUGCAUGAAUCGGAUCCACAGAUCAUUCAUAGAGACCUCAAACCGGAUAAUGUUUUGAUUACAAGCUAUGGGAGUAUAAAGUUAUGUGACUUUGGUUUGGCUAAAGAGGUCUAUAAUUCCGAUUCGUUUCAUAUGUCUGAAGUCAAGCAUACGGCAGAUGUGGGAACUGUUGACUAUAUGGCACCGGAAGCUAUGGGCGAUAAUUACAAUCAUAAGAUAGAUGUCUACAGUCUAUCCCUAAUUGGGGCUCAAAUUUUUGGUUUCAAUACAAUCGAUAUAAAGGAAGAAAAAACAAUAUAA
Messenger RNA from Oppiella nova, 456 nucleotides. The record is from the annotation of a GenBank genome assembly. Lineage: Eukaryota; Metazoa; Arthropoda; Arachnida; Sarcoptiformes; Oppiidae.